Messenger RNA from Lodderomyces theae, 699 nucleotides. RefSeq names its product Rab family GTPase (gene YPT52). The transcript has a single exon. Gene Ontology annotation, molecular function: GTPase activity; GTP binding. NCBI's taxonomy places the organism in Eukaryota, Fungi, Ascomycota, Pichiomycetes, Serinales, Debaryomycetaceae. The record is from RefSeq and is a predicted model, not a curated record. The coding region runs from base 1 to 699 and encodes 232 amino acids.
AUGUCAACACAACAACAACAACAACAACAACAACAACAAGGUACAUCUGCACAACGCUUUGUUCAAUUCAAACUAGUCCUUUUAGGUGAAAGUGCAGUUGGUAAAUCAUCCAUCGUACACAGAUUUGUCAAAAACACAUUUGACGACGCUAGAGAAUCCACCAUUGGAGCUGCAUUUUUAACUCAAUCAAUCACAAUACCGGAAUCACAAACAACUGUCAAAUUUGAAAUAUGGGACACUGCAGGCCAGGAACGUUACAAAUCACUAGCACCCAUGUAUUAUCGAAAUGCCAAUGCUGCGUUAUGCGUGUACGAUAUCACUAGUCGCAAUUCUUUUGCUAAAGCCCAAGACUGGAUCAAGGAGUUGAAGAAACAAGCACCAAGCGAGAUUGUGGUGGCCUUGGUGGGGAACAAGGUGGAUUUGCAAGAUAAUAGAGAAGUGCAACUGGAGGAGGUGGAUGAAUACAUUUCAGAGUUACAAAGCGAUGGAUUCAAGAUCAUCAAAGCGGAGUGUUCAGCAAAGAAUGGUGAUGGAGUAGUGGAUCUUUUUGAAGCUAUAAGUAGAGCACUACCAGUGGAGGAAACACUUGCUGCAAAUGCAAAUAGAUCGAGGCAUGGGGAAGCUGGAGGAAGAAGACCAGGUGGGGUUGACUUGAAUAGACCUAAACGUGCACAAGCUCAAAGUAACUCGUGUUGUUAG